GAGAGAGAGAGAGGGAGGGGUGGGGAACUCCAAAUGCGCCAGCGGUUCCCAAAUCCUCUCGCCUUUUUCUCUGUGUGUUCUGAUGGCGGAGAGCAGCGACCCUGCGGCGGCAGAGAAGUCGGCGUCAAGCUCGUCAAUGCCCAAGCCAAUCAAGAGCGCCGAGGAGGAGAUCUGCGCCGUCGCUCGUAACCUCUCCGAUCAACCAGUCCCCAACCCUGAACCCGGUGUCUGGGCCGUCCUCACCGCUAUCUCCAAGAACGCUCGCCAGCGGCCCCAGGGAAUAAAUAUUAUUUUGAGUCGGGAUAACCAUCGUAUUGGGCGAUGCGUGGAGGAUACACGAUUUCAGAUUGGAGAAAUUACGGUCAGUGGAAAGCAUUGCAGAAUCUUCAGAGAGAGAUUGAUGUUAGAGAAUGGCGACCAAGAUCCGUCUAUCUCUGUGCCGGUCUUCAUAAAAGACACAAGCAUGAAUGGAACAUUUCUUAAUUGGGAAAGGCUACGAAAGCAUUCUCCGAAAGCUAAACUUUGCCAUGGGGAUAUAAUAUCUUUUAUAGCUCCACCUCAUGAUGAUAAAUCAUAUGCAUUUGUGUAUCGAGAGGUGAAUAAACCAGCAUGCAAUGUGAAUGGUGCAUCUUUGAAGAGAAAGUCAGAGGACUUUGCUACUGAGAACAAGAGGCUGAAAGGUAUUGGCAUUGGCACACCUGAUGGCCCCAUUUCACUUGAUGAUGUUCGAAGUCUUCAACGAUCGAAUACAGAGCUACGGCAGCAACUGGAAGCUCAUGUUUUAACCAUUGAGAGUAUGGGCACUGAAAGUCGUGCAAGCAUUGUUCGCCAUGAAAAAUGUAUGCUAUAAAUCUUCGAACUGAAAGAGCUGAAAGAAACGGUAUCAAAUUCUUUUCUUGGUCAAAUAAAAGACUUACGCACUAUGCUGGAUGGCAAACAGAAAGAGCUUGAUGAGCUCACUAGUUUGUCAGCUGAAUUGCAACACUCCGUAAAGGAUCUCAGUGAAAGACUUGGUGCAUCAAUGCAGUCAAGAAGUGAUGCUGAUGAGAUAAUACAUAGGUAAAAGCAAGCUAUAUCUGAACUUGAGACACAGUUGGAUGAACAAAGAAAUCAGAGAAGGGAAGAGCGAGAGAAGGCUGCAGCCGACUUAAAGUCUGCAUUACAAAAAGCUCAGUCAGAAGCUCAGGAGGAAAUCAAGAGACAAGCUGAAAAUUAUUUGAGGCAACAUAGAGAGCAGCAAGAAGUUAUUAAUAAGCUGCAGGAAACUGAGAAAGAAAGCCGAUUACUUGUUGGGGCAUUGAGAUCCAAAUUGGAAGAUGCUAGGGAAAGUCUUGUCAUUUCUGAGAAGAGAGUUAGGCAUCUGGAAGUUCAAAUUCAGGAUGAGCAGGCAGCAUCUGCUAGCACAAGAAAAAAAUCAGAAGCUUUGGAAUUGGAGUUAACAAGACUGAGGAAUGAACUUAACAAUGAGAAGCAGAUAGCCCGGGAAGAAGCAUGGGCUAAGGUUUCUGCCCUGGAACUUGAAAUAGCAGCUGCCAUUCGUGAUCUUUCCAUUGAGAAGCAAAGGUUUCAAGGUGCCAGGGAAAGGAUAAUUUUACGGGAGACUCAACUUCGUGCCUUUUAUUCCACCACGGAGGAGAUAUCUGCGCUGUUUGCAAAACAGCAGGAACAGCUGAAGGCAAUGCAGCGGACUUUGGAGGAUGAGGAGGACCGUGACACUGUAUCGAUAGGUCUUAAUAUUGGGAAAACAGUAAAUGCAAAUUUGGCCUAUGACACUGCACAGAAAGCUUAUCCAAUCAACCACCCAAGUGACGCUCCUGGUGCUUCUACUCUGAGAAAUGCCAAAGCAAUGAGCUGUAGUAGCAUGCAUAGUGAUGAUGCCAGUAUUACCGAAAAGCAUAAUUGCAAUCCACAAAGUCCAGAUGGAAAUACUCAAGAUUUAGAAUUCACAAGUGCAGACAAGUCCCUCAACGGAUUUGGUUCAGAUAUUGAUGGUGUUGGCACUGCACUAGUUCCUGAUGGUUUACCUGCUGAGACUGAGCGAGUUCUUGAAACGGAAAGUCAGGCCUGCGAUGCUGGCUUGCAUGGACAAAAUGCUGCUACUAACAAAUGCAUCAACAUGACCGGAGAUGACAUGAUGCAGCUUGAUGAUGAAGCCCGAGUCCAAGAAGACUUUGCGCCACCUAUCAGAAAGCUCGAGGGGAGGCAUUGUCCAGUCUCUGAAUCAAAAUUAGAUGAAGAUACAGAUCCAGGCACUAUACAUACCACUGAUCUUUUAGCAUCUGAAGUUGCUGGGAGCUGGGCAGUAAGCACAGCUCCAUCAGUCCAUGGAGAGAAUGAAUCUCCAAAGAGCCAGGAGAACACUGUUGCUGAUGAGGAAGCUGCUGCCACUGCCCUGCUACUUUGCUCUGAAGGGCAGGCGGCAGGAAGUCAGAAUGACACUGUAUGUGGUUCAACAACCAAACUACAUGCAGAAUACAGAGCGCUGAAUGCCAUGAUCGAGAUUGUGGCACCAGAUUUCAAGCAACGAUUUCAAGAUACUUCCAGUGGUCAGGGUGAAAGGAAUGACUCCCUGUCUGAUGCUGAAACUGAGGGCAGCAACCAUAGUGAUGCAAGUGAUAAUGAUAUUGAGAAUGCUCAACAUGCAAGUAACAACAAUGACAUCGAAGGUGAGACACAGGAUUACGCACAGAAAGAUGGUGAUGAGAUGAUUGAAGACUCCGUUGGCUGAGCAAAAAGAAAAGCAAAGUUGAUGUUUUUGCAAUUAUAAUCACAUCAUGGUCUUGGCUAAGAAAUUCCUUUUUGGUUGUGGAUAUGUGUAUGUCUUUUUGAGAAUAUCAUCCAUGUAAAUUAAGCUCAUAUUCUUUCUAGAUCAAUGGUAACUGCAAGGUCAAGCACAAAUUUCUGAUUUUUGCUAA
Dioscorea cayenensis subsp. rotundata (Guinea yam) is the source of this 2915-nucleotide messenger RNA. RefSeq names its product putative WEB family protein At1g65010, chloroplastic. The record is from RefSeq and is a predicted model, not a curated record. NCBI's taxonomy places the organism in Eukaryota, Viridiplantae, Streptophyta, Magnoliopsida, Dioscoreales, Dioscoreaceae. Gene Ontology annotation, molecular function: protein binding.